This is a messenger RNA of Didymodactylos carnosus, 921 nucleotides long. NCBI's taxonomy places the organism in Eukaryota, Metazoa, Rotifera, Eurotatoria, Philodinida, Philodinidae. The record is from the annotation of a GenBank genome assembly.
AUGAGUCGAUACAUAGGACCGGGAAGUUUUACUGAUGCAUUGAAAAAAUUAGCAGAACAAAGAAGAGAGAAACGAAGAAACGAUGUUGUCAACUUUUCAGACAAUGUUUAUACGCCUCUUUUAUUACAUCCACACACAUUAACAACAAUUCGAAACGAUAAUCGUACUAUUGGAUUAUUGUCACGGUAUUUAGCUCAGUUAACAACAACUAUAAAUGAAAUAGACGAAGAAAAUGAUAAAUCGAAAGUGAAACAACCAAUCUGCUCUCCAACAGCUCAGAUUCAUCAAACAUCAAAUCAACUCAAAAUUAAUGAUAUUAAUAUUGACCAGAUCAAGACUAUUGAUGUGUCUCAAAUCAAAUCGGAAUCAAAAUUAUUUAGACCUUAUGACUGGGACAAUUUACCAUCAACAAAAUCUUAUUCCACGAAGAAACAUAAUAUUUCGUUGAAAAAAGUUAAACAUUCACAAUUUGAAUCUUUGUUAAAAUCAAAUAAAUUUCCAGUCAGUCACGAAAUAUGCAAUAUUCCAUCGUCCGAUAAUCAACAGUAUUGUAAAAAUAAUAAAGAAUGUCACUUACUCAAUUCAUUGGGAUUAGUUUUGGAUAAUAAUAAUAAUAAUAGCGCGAAUAAUGGGUGUACAUCAAAACAAUUCGUUUUAGUUCAACAUUUAACUAACACUAAACAAUCCGGUGAAUAUUUAACAGUUGAGACAGAUACGUCAAAUAUUCUUAGCGCACUCAAUUUAGCAAGCACACCAGUCUCGACAGAAGAUAGUCAAAACAAUUAUCAAUUUGAUAUUUCACAAAAUAAAUCACCUCUACGAUUCAAUGUAGAUAAAUCAGAUCGAAAGAGAAAACUAAACAACUCAAAAUCGAAAAUUUCGAGUAAUAAACAUUUCAGAUAUGAUACAAAAACAUACUAA